This is a messenger RNA of Ixodes scapularis (black-legged tick), 3144 nucleotides long. Its product is annotated as inverted formin-2. Bases 12 to 2966 code for a protein of 984 amino acids. The transcript is spliced from 17 exons. Gene Ontology annotation, molecular function: small GTPase binding; actin binding. Lineage: Eukaryota; Metazoa; Arthropoda; Arachnida; Ixodida; Ixodidae. The record is from RefSeq and is a predicted model, not a curated record. Gene Ontology annotation, biological process: actin cytoskeleton organization.
AUGCGCGCGCGAUGUCCAGCCGCUGGCAGAGUCUCGCCCACCGGCUGUCCCCCGGCACGGGGGCCGAGCCGGAGUCCGUGGUGUCCCUGCUGCGGCACGGGGGUGCCAGCCAGGUGGCCGGGGCUAGGAGGUCCCUGACGGGGGCUUCGCUGCCCUGGCUCGAGCGAUUCCUGUCCCUCGGGGGUCUGGAGGCCCUCUUCGGGGUCCUGGAGCGCUCCGGGUCCGCGUCUCUGAGGGACACCCUGCUCCAGGUGCACUGCGUGGACUGCCUGCGCGCCGUGAUGAACGCACGCGCGGGUCUCGACUUUAUCGUCCGGGAACCCCGCUACACACGCAAGCUCGCACACGCGCUCUCCAGUCCGAACCGGGUGGUGCGCAAGCAAGUGCUCGAGCUGCUCUCGGCCAUCGUCGUGUACGCGCCCGGGGGACAGCACCUGGCCCUGGACGCCCUGGAGCACGUCAGGACGUCCUUGGGCAAGGCGCACCGCUUCAGCGUACUCAUCGAAGAACUGUCCCACCCAGAGGUGCUCCCGUACGCGGCCACGGUGCUGGCCUUCAUCAACUGCGUCAUCGUGAGCACCGACCACUUCCACGAGCGCCUGAGACUGCGCAACGAGCUGCUCGGUCUGGGCCUGUUGGAGCUGGUGUCCCCGCUUCGCGAUGCCGGCGACGACGAGCUGUUCAUCCAGUGCCACGUGUUCGAGACGACCAGGCAGGCCGACGACGAGCACGCACGCAGCCUGGGACUGGCCGCCACGGGUCAUGCAGAGGUCUUCGCCGCCCUCCUCGACAAGGUGUACGGCCGACCGGAGUCCGUCUCCUUCCUGAGAUUACUUCACAACCUCGACCAGCUCGAUCCCGAUGACGUGACCAGUCGCUUGGCCUGGGAUUUGUUGGAGCGGUUGUCCGAACAACUGGCGCGGGGUCCCGUGCUGCCCCUGUACCAUGACGUGGUGGACCGGCUGAGUGGCGAUAUGGAGAGGCGGCACACCGAAGACAGCGCGGGAGACGAUGCCGAACGACCCGCUCCCAGGGUCAAGCUUAACAUCUUCAAGCUCAUUGGACAGGUGUCCGGGCUGUCCAGAACGCGCUCCUUCCGCGUGGGCAAGUCGGCGUUCAGGGAGCCCAAGUCUCAGCCCACAUCCCCGGCCGGCCAUCGGCGCCGUGCCUCGGAGCAGGCCGACUGCCAGCCGCAACGCUCCCCGAACUCGACCAGCGUGACUCGGCAGUCCACGGGACGGGACGCGGCCAGCCGUUCGGCACCCAGGUCCACCCAGCUGACGCGGUCCUCCGCGCUCAGGGCGCAGCAAGACGCCGUGCUGCAGGGCUCGCUGCACGACGGACUCGAGGCGCCUGCAAAAUCCUCCCCCACGACACAAGAGAUUCGGCGCAGGAGAGCCUCCUGCGAUGUGACUGAGAGUGCUUGCCAGACUCGAGCUUUUGUGCCGUCCUCUCCAACGCUAACCAAGGGUCUGGGCCUGCCGAGUGCAGUGGCACCCGCCACCGGCCCUCCGCCUCCUCCUCCUCCUCCACCACCUCCGCCGCCACCUCCGCCACCUCCCCCUCCCCCUCCUCCGCCCCCACCUCCACCCAUGCCCAGCUCCCACGGCGACUGCGCGACGGUGCAAGAGGUGGUCACGAAGACGGAGGCCCCCACGUUGGCGGCGACGCCCUUCCACACGCUGCCUAAGCCCCGCCAGAAGAUGAAGACGCUCAACUGGACCAAGGUGCCCGACACCCUAGUCUGCGGCGGCAAGAGCAUCUGGAGCGACGUGACCAAGGAGGCGCAGCAGGAGCACGUGGAGAGCAAGCUCAACUACAAGCAGGUCGAGGAGCUCUUCUGCCAGAAGGUGGCGGACAAGCAGGGGGCCGACUCGGCCAAGAAGAAGCGGGAGCCCGCCCUGCUGUCCCUGUUGGACGGCAAGCGGAGCCUCAACGUCUGCAUCUUCCUCAAGCAGUUCAAGUCCGGGCCCGAAGAGAUCGUCGCCAUGAUCCGAGCCUGCAAGUCCAAGGAGAUCGGCGCUGAGCGACUGCGCAUGCUUCACAAGGUUCUGCCUGAACCAGACGAGCUGGGCAUGCUGCGCUCAUACACGGGCGAACGGAGCAAGCUGGGCGUGGCUGAACAGUUCUUUCUGCUGCUGGGCGAGCUGAAGGGCUACGCUCUGUACGUGGAUGGCCUACUUCAGAUGGAAGAGUUUGGGCCGAACGUGGACGCGCUGCGGCCGCAGCUGGACAACUACAUCGGCGUCUGCAAGGAGAUCCUUUCCAACAGAAACCUCAAGGAAUUCCUCAAACUCAUCCUCAUCACGGGAAACUUCAUCAACUCGGGCAGUUACGCCGGUAACGCCCUGGGCUUCAGGCUGAGCACGCUGCCACAGCUCCUCGAGACGCGCUCCAACAAGCCCCGCAUGACGUUACUCCACUACCUGGUCGAGAUCGCCGAGCAGGAGCAGGCGCACAUGCUCGAGUUCACCGACGACCUCCGGCACCUGGCGCAGUGCUCCAGGAUGUCCCUGGAAGGCAUGAGGUCCGAGCUCAAGCAGCUCUCCACCGGGAUCGAAAAGUUGGAGCGGCAGCUGACGCAUGGUGAUGCCGACUUCCGACGGCACUUCGGUAGCUUCGUUCAGAGGGCCCAGGGCCAGCUGCGGGAGCUGUCGGCGAGCCUCGACCAGAUCGGCCAGCUCUCCUCGCGGCUAGCGGAGCACUUCUGCGAAGACGAGAACCGGUUUUCGGUCGAGGAGUGCCUCCACAUCUUCAACAACUUUUGCGAGAAGGUCAAGCUGGCGCAGAAGGAGAACGAGGAGAGAAGAAGAAACGAGGAACGCGCCGAGCGUCUCAAGUCGACGCGCACGGCCGGCAAGACCGGUGGUCCCUCGGCAGAGCCUAAAGCGCAGCAGUCAUUCCAGCUUCUGAUGCAGCUUCUGCAGCGAAACGACACCCGAAGAAGUCGGCUUCCCCCGUUGUAGAAGAGGUGUGCGUCGUGGACAGACUGCUGGCCGAGAUUCGGCAGGGAAGCUUCAAGCUCCGCAAGACCCUGGCCUGAAGGCGUCUUCUCAUCCAUGAUACUCCUUCCAAAUCCCUUCACUAUUUGUUUUAUUGUUUCAUAUAGGUUCGCCGAAUAUAUUUCCUUUAUCACAUCAACCA